AUGUCUCGCCCCCAAUGGCGGAGCCUUUUUCGGUCGCAAUGGACUUCAUCGCUCAGGAUAGCAUGGGUAGCUAGUCGUGUACCUUCGGCUCGCACUGCAUUCUCAACAUCGGCGCGCCAUGAGCUCAUGGAGAUGACCGGUUUCACCGAUGAGCAGCUCACUGUUCGAGAAGCCAUUUCUCAUAUUUGUUACAAGUUCCCCAACACUUAUUGGCAAGAGUGCGACCAGCAAGAGAAAGACCCUAAGGAGUUCCACGCAGCUCUGGCUAAAGAUGGCUGGCUAGGUAUCGCUUUACCCGAGUCUCUUGGAGGAGCAGGAUUAGGGGUUUCUGAGGCCACAAUGAUGAUGCAGACCAUCACGCAAUCUGGCGCAGGGAUGGCUGGUGCACAGGCCAUUCAUGCCAACGUCUACGCGACUCAACCGCUGGCCAAGUUCGGAACAAAAGAGCAGCUGGAGACAACGAUUCCUAAAAUUAUCAAUGGAACGUGGCGAACGUGUUUCGGAGUCACUGAACCCAACACGGGGCUCGAAACCCUCAAACUCAAGACCCUUGCAACUAGGACAGCGGAUGGAUAUUCCGUCUCGGGCCAGAAGAUCUGGAUCACUUGCGCACAGGUUGCUUCAAAGAUGAUCCUGCUAGCUAGAACCACUCCUCUGGAAGAGGUGAAGAAGUCAUCCGAAGGUCUUUCCAUGUUUUGCAUCGAUCUCAACCGUGAUCAGCCCGGCUUGGACAUGCGCAAGAUCAAGAAAAUGGGCGGACGCGCCGUGGACGCUAACGAGGUGUUCUUCGAUAACUAUCAGAUCCCGGCCAACGCGUUGAUCGGUCAAGAGAACCAGGGAUUCAAGAUCAUUUUGCACGGCAUGAACGCCGAGCGCUGUCUGUUGGCGGGUGAGGCCCUGGGUCUUGGGUAUGCCGCACUGGAAAAAGCGUCCCAAUAUGCCAAAGAUCGCGUGGUGUUUGGUCGGCCCAUUGGACAGAAUCAAGGUGUAGCACAUCCGCUGGCUGAUGCAUAUAUGAAGUUGGAAGCGGCGAAACUGGCCACAUAUCACGCUGCCCGGCUCUACGAUACAAAAAAUGGAUCAGUACCAUUUCAUGCCAUUGGCGUGGCCUGCAACAGUGCUAAAUACCUGGCCGCCGAGGCAGCCUUCACAGCCUGCGAGCGCGCCGUAUUGGCCCAUGGCGGAAUGGGCUAUGCGAUGGAAUAUGACGUGGAGCGGUAUCUGCGCGAAUGCCUUGUGCCUCGAAUAGCCCCAGUAAGUCGUGAGAUGAUUCUGAACUAUGUUAGCGAGAAGGUACUUGAGCUACCCAGAAGUUACUAG
This is a messenger RNA of Penicillium cinerascens, 1320 nucleotides long. Its product is annotated as acyl-CoA dehydrogenase family protein. Lineage: Eukaryota; Fungi; Ascomycota; Eurotiomycetes; Eurotiales; Aspergillaceae. Bases 1 to 1320 code for a protein of 439 amino acids. The transcript has 2 exons. The record is from RefSeq and is a predicted model, not a curated record. Gene Ontology annotation, molecular function: acyl-CoA dehydrogenase activity; flavin adenine dinucleotide binding.